AUGGAGUCCCCAGCACCUGAGCUGUCGGCGCCGUACGAGAAGGCGAGCAAUGAGAAGAGCGGCUCCCUCGUCGACGUCAAGGAUGUUCCUUACACCAAGGAGCGCGAUUCCGAGUCUCUUGACAGUGGGUCGACAGCGGUCCUCCAAGACGAGCGCGACAUCGCUACCCAUGUCAUCAGCAUCGAGGACGACCCAUCUCUGAGCCCUUGGACUUUCCGCUCCCUCGUCUUAGGGAUUGGCCUCUCAGCCUUUGGAGGUGUACUUGCCGAGAUCUACUACUUUAAACCGCAGACAGUCCUCGUCUCAACAAUGUUCCUCGCCAUCAUUGCUUACGUCCUUGGCAUUUUCAUGGAGUUCGUGAUCCCGUCACGCGGAGUCUUCCGCUACCUAAAUCCGGGACCAUUCAACAAGAAAGAGAACGCCUUCAUCGUGAUCAUGGCCUCGGCCGCCGCGAAUAGCGCUCUCGGGACAGAGGUUCUCGCCGUGCAACGUCUGUACUACAACACAACGCCAAACCCGGCUGCCUCGAUCUUCCUUCUCUUCUCCAGCCAGCUGCUUGGCUACGGGAUGGGAGGUCUGUUGCGCAAUGUCCUCUUGUAUCCGUCCAAGAUGUUGUACCCUGGAAUACUGCCACUCACGUCUAUGCUCGAUGCUUUCUUUGCAAAGGAAGCGAGUCAGACCAACAAGAAGAAGUUGCGCUUGUUCUACUGGGCGUUCACUGCUAUAUUCUUCUGGGAGAUCUUGCCAGAGUGGAUGUUCCCCCUGAUUACAGGCUUCUCCGUAUUCUGUUUGGCGAACCAAUCGUCUAUGGACUUCACGCGUGUCUUUGGCGGUUCAAACGGCAACGAAGGUCUUGGACUACUGAGCAUCUGCUUUGACUGGCAAUACAUCUCCGGAGGUGUCAACCCCUUCGUCAUCCCGUUGAAGGCUCAGUUCUCCAACUUUCUAGGGUACCUUCUCUGCAUGGUCGUUUUCGUCGCUGUAUACUACAAGAACAUCUGGCAGGCGCAAAGUUUCCCCUUCCUCUCGCAGACGCUAUUCUACGAGAAUGGAACGCUCUACAAUCAGACGCUCAUCUUGAACGAGAAGCUUGAAGUCGACAAGACCUUGCUAAUGGAACAAGGACUACCCUUCUACGCCGCCACCUGGGUAGUGCAACUGCUGUCUACCAAUCUUGGCAUGGCUGCUACUUUUACCCAUAUCAUGCUCUGGAACUACGCGGAUGUCAAGGACGCAUGGUCUUGGGCGAAGCCGUCCAACUUCAAGAAGUCCGUUCGCAACAUCAAGUGGAAGUUCUGGCAAGACAAUGGCCAGCGCGAGAUUCCUGACGAUCCCGACAUGGACCCUCACUACCGCGAGAUGCUCAAGUACCCAGACGCCCCGAACUCUUGGUACCUCGUCGUGUUCACGAUCGCGGUCAUCAUAUCCUUGGUGCUCAUCUACAAGACAAACUCGACGCUCCCAUGGUGGGGCUUCCUGAUUGCGUGCAUUCUAGGUUUCAUCUCCAUCCUCUUCUUCGGAGCGCUGUACGCCAUUACGGGCCUGUCCUUCAUCAUCCAGCCGUUCGUGCAGAUGAUCGGCGGAUUCCUCCACCCAGGGAAGCCCGUCGCGAACAUGUUCUUCGUGCUCUACUCGUAUAACUCGGUCACCCAGGCGCAGCUGCUGCUCCGAGACCUCAAGAUUGCGCAAUACACCAAGCUCCCCCCUCGAGCUGCUUUCACCGCUCAGAUUGUCGGAACGCUCUUCGGCGCUGUGCUCAACUAUGUUCUCAUGAACAGUAUCAUUGACAAUCAGCGCGACAUCCUGCUUUCCGUCGAGGGAACCAACAUCUGGUCCGGCCAACAGCCUCAGCAGUACAACUCUCAAGCCAUCGCAUGGGGUGGUCUCGCGCACGAGCUCUUCGCAUCCGGACAACGGUACCAGUGGGUCGCUUGGGCCUAUGUCAUAGGCUUGUUCGUCCCCGUUCCUUUUUGGGUUGCCUACAAGUUCUGGCCGCGCCUUCGAACCGACUACCUCUACACGCCUGUCAUCUGCUACUACAUUGGAUGGCUCUGUGUCGGAAUCAACUCUAGUAUCCUGUCGUACUUCGCGAUCGCGUGGACCUCGCAGUGGUACCUGCGCACGCGCUACCCUCGCUGGUUCGCGAAGUACAACUACAUUCUUGGUGCCGCUCUCGACGGAGGAACCCAGGUCAUGGUCUUCAUCCUAUCCUUCGCUGUGCAAGGCGCAGCGGGUACAUCGCACCUGUUCCCGCAGUGGUGGGGUGCGGACCAGAACGGCAACUACGACCGUUGCGCGGUCAUCCCGACCCAAGGAGAGUAG
Peniophora sp. CBMAI 1063 is the source of this 2322-nucleotide messenger RNA. NCBI's taxonomy places the organism in Eukaryota, Fungi, Basidiomycota, Agaricomycetes, Russulales, Peniophoraceae. The record is from the annotation of a GenBank genome assembly.